AUGCCCGGCGACUCGCAAGACAGCGUACUGUCUACAACGGCAAACGUCAUCGGCCUGCUCACUUUUGCUUUCUCCGCCCUGAACUUAUGGUACCUAUCGACACGUCGAGAUUCCAAGUUCUCAGCAAAUCUGAAGGCGAAAAAAUGGGACCAAUUCAGGCUUGACUUGAGGAGCCGGAAGCGCUUCACCCAUAUAAUGGAACUGCGGGCUUCCGGUGUGGGCGAUGACGAACUACGAGACGCUCAAAUCGCGUUUUCCCUCCCUAGAGUUCUUGCACGCAUUGAUACGGCAUUGUCGCUCGUCGACACCAUGGAACACCAAUGGAGCGAGCUUGCAUUUAAGAUGGAGAUUCAGAAAAACCCUUUUGUCAUUUUUGUCGCCCCCCCUACCAGCAUCACCCAGAUCUUCUCCACCUAUAUUCUACGGUUCGACAACAUUUUUGUGCGUCUUUAUGGGGUGAUAAAGAACGGACUCGGGGAGAAGAAGAAAACCUUGGAUAUAAUACGGGCUGUAUAUGUUGUACUGAAUGUUUGGAUUCUCGAUCUUUGGUGGUCAUCGCCAUUGGGAAACAGCAAGCUUUCUGACCAAUAUCAAGAAGCCUCGGAGAUCCUUUCUGAAAUCGAUUCGCAUAUCUCUCUCAUACAGAGUAUGAAAAUCCUUCAACUCGAAAGUAUGAUUGAGAAUCGAACACUUGGUAGUACCGCAGUGGUGAACAACACUCAGCCUCUCGCAGCACCACGCUCACCAGCAUCCGCAUCACCAGCGCCGUCGUCACCAAGGGUAGAGUAUUCUUCUACUUCGACACCACCUCAUCACCCGCCAUCUCGAUAG
Molecule: messenger RNA, 831 nt
Organism: Sordaria macrospora k-hell
Lineage: Eukaryota; Fungi; Ascomycota; Sordariomycetes; Sordariales; Sordariaceae
Source: RefSeq, a predicted model, not a curated record